CAACCGGCGGGUCUGCUGGGCAGUGGUGGUCAGCGCCUGAGCUAGGAUGGACUCUGUGAGGGGCCUGGUUCUGCCCCUUCUUUUCUUUUGCUGGGAGGCUGGGAGCUCGGGGAGCUCGACAGGCCCCAGCACCAGUAUACCCGUCCCUUUGGUGACAUCAAAUGACAGAGUAGUACCUGCUAUGACUCAGGGUGUCAGGACAAGCUCAGAGGGAGACUUCCAGACCACUGACCUUGCUAAGACUGCAGCACCAACCCAUGUUUCUUUGAAAACUCAAACCCUGAGCACCAAGACACAUUCUAAGAACUUAACUCCAGUUGGCACCACUUCAAAGGCAGAGACCAGGGAGGCCCAGACCACGUUCCCUGCAAUGGAAACCCACGCCCUCAUAAAGGUAACAUCUUCCAGUUUCAUGGCUGUGAUCACCUCCCCUGUGGAGACCUCUGUCAUGAGCAGCAGCACUAUGGGAACUGGAACCACCACAGCUGAGAGAAGUGGUCCCACAAAAGCCAUCUUUGACACCCUUUUUACUGAUGACAGCUCAGAAGAGACAAAGAGGAUGACAGCUGACAGUUGGAUGUUGACCAACACCUCCCCAGAAGCUGAGAGCUUGUCCUCAGAGAGCAGUUCCUCUGUAGACAGCUCAGUCUCCAGCAAUACCACAUCACACGUGCUGACACCUGACAUUGCAACUGGACCCAAAGCCUUAGUAGCAUACAGCAUCACUCACAUUGAGCUGACCAGGGACAGCGUGAUGAAGAUAGAAACAGCUGCAGCCAUCUCUGAGAGGUCAGACACAGAUCACAGCCCCACAGGAGUGCAGGCCUUGUCCUCCUCCGAGACAUGGGCUUUGUCCACCUCCACUGAGGCAAAAUCACACACCUCCAAAACACCAGCCUCUGCUGAGGCCCUGUCCACAGCCAGCACCUCAGAGUCAGCCUCCCCUGACACCACCCCUGAGGCCCCACUCCCCACCAAUGGCACCACAGAGAGAGAAACCACAGCAGCCGAGACCCCCAGCCCAAGUGGAACCUCCAUGGCCGUUAGCACCAAGCCCUGGCAAGAAACCUCAGCCCUCUCUGCUGAGACCACACCCCACGUGGAGGCCUCCAGAACUGCUACACACUCCACGGAGCCUGGGUCCACGGCGGGCAAAGUGACUUCCUCUGCUGGGUUCACGGCCUCAGUCUACAGCCCCUCAGAGGCAGCCACCAUCCAGAACUCCACUCCCUCAGAGACUUUUGCCACAGAAGGCACAACCUCGGGGUCCUUCCCCAUCAGCAGGAGCCGCCUUCCUUCUGUGCCUCCCACUACAGCCAGUAGCAGCCAAGAAACACACUCCACCUUAGACAAGGCCACAUCCCCACCAGAGUCCCCAGCAGCCACUCCCACCACUGCUCAGACCAGGCAGACCACAGAAGUCACUGCAGCUAACAUUCUGUGGGCCACCACCUCUGGCACCUCAGACACAGAUCACAGCCCCACAGGAGUGCAGACCUUGUCCUCCUCCGAGACAUGGGCUUUGUCCACCUCCACUGAGGCAAAAUCACACACCUCCAAGACCCCAGCCUCUGCUGAGGCCCUGUCCACAGCCAGCACCUCAGAGUCAGCCUCCCCUGACACCACCCCUGAGGCCCCACUCCCCACCAAUGGCACCACAGAGAGAGAAACCACAGCAGCCGAGACCCCCAGCCCAAGUGGAACCUCCAUGGCCGUUAGCACCAAGCCCUGGCAAGAAACCUCAGCCCUCUCUGCUGAGACCACACCCCACGUGGAGGCCUCCAGAACUGCUACACACUCCACGGAGCCUGGGUCCACGGCGGGCAAAGUGACUUCCUCUGCUGGGUUCACGGCCUCAGUCUACAGCCCCUCAGAGGCAGCCACCAUCCAGAACUCCACUCCCUCAGAGACUUUUGCCACAGAAGGCACAACCUCGGGGUCCUUCCCCAUCAGCAGGAGCCGCCUUCCUUCUGUGCCUCCCACUACAGCCAGUAGCAGCCAAGAAACACACUCCACCUUAGACAAGGCCACAUCCCCACCAGAGUCCCCAGCAGCCACUCCCACCACUGCUCAGACCAGGCAGACCACAGAAGUCACUGCAGCUAACAUUCUGUGGGCCACCACCUCUGGCACCUCAGACACAGAUCACAGCCCCACAGGAGUGCAGGCCUUGUCCUCCUCCGAGACAUGGGCUUUGUCCACCUCCACUGAGGCAAAAUCACACACCUCCAAGACCCCAGCCUCUGCUGAGGCCCUGUCCACAGCCAGCACCUCAGAGUCAGCCUCCCCUGACACCACCCCUGAGGCCCCACUCCCCACCAAUGGCACCACAGAGAGAGAAACCACAGCAGCCGAGACCCCCAGCCCAAGUGGAACCUCCAUGGCCGUUAGCACCAAGCCCUGGCAAGAAACCUCAGCCCUCUCUGCUGAGACCACACCCCACGUGGAGGCCUCCAGAACUGCUACACACUCCACGGAGCCUGGGUCCACGGCGGGCAAAGUGACUUCCUCUGCUGGGUUCACGGCCUCAGUCUACAGCCCCUCAGAGGCAGCCACCAUCCAGAACUCCACUCCCUCAGAGACUUUUGCCACAGAAGGCACAACCUCGGGGUCCUUCCCCAUCAGCAGGAGCCGCCUUCCUUCUGUGCCUCCCACUACAGCCAGUAGCAGCCAAGAAACACACUCCACCUUAGACAAGGCCACAUCCCCACCAGAGUCCCCAGCAGCCACUCCCACCACUGCUCAGACCAGGCAGACCACAGAAGUCACUGCAGGCGAUGGUGGAGGCCUCCUCCUAGUGCGGCUGAGUGUGGCCUCACCAGAAGACCUCAGUGAGCCCAGUCAGGCGGAGAGGGUGCGGCAGCAGCUCCAGUGUGAACUGCAUACCCACCUGCCUCUCGUCCAAGUCUCCUUACUGCAUGUCAGGAAGGGCUAACGAACCUCAGCUGAAGCCAAGUGUAUACCUUCUGCUGAAAAAGGACCAGUGCUUCCCAUGGUCUGGGCCCUCACCAACAGACCAGAGCCGUGUUACUAUGCUGAGAUGUACCCAGAAGGUACCCAUGAAGGUCAGCUGGUUUGAGCCCUUUACCCCAGACAUAGCCAAAUGACCCUGGCUCACUUAUGCCUGACUGUGUGCAUGUGGAGAGGGGUGCGUCCCCUGCUUCCAGAGGUGUCCUUCACUUUCCUAGGCCCAUGUGUUGGAUUUCAGUAAAGAGAGACCUGAUCACUCAUCCAUGUGCUUCCAUCUUGUACUAAAAUUACACUCAGUGUGUACCGAGGUUAUCUCUGUGACCUGUAUGCUUUGACAUAUUUAUUAUAUAGGGAUUUUGUACAUCCUUACUGUUCUCCCUAUUCUUCUUGUUCCCAGUUCUUGGCUUGGACCUUGAUUUCGCACUUAAUGAGGCCAGCUCUGGAACUGGUUGAACCUUAAACUUGUAUUAGUAAGCUCUCCAUCGCUAUAGCAAAAUAUCUGAGAGAAUUCAUUCUGAAAAAGUUUAUUUGGGCUCAGAGUUUUGGAGGUUCUGGUCCAAGAUCAGGCAGAUCCAUUGUUCUGGGCACCUGGUGGGUGUGCUGGAUGGCCAUGGUGGGGAAAGCAUCGUGGAACAAACUGCUCCUUUCAUGGUCAGGAGACAAAAGAAAGGAAGAAGGGGCUGGGGUACUGCAGUCCCCUUCAAGAUCCCCAGGGACCUGAGGACCUUCCCAAGGCCUCAUCUCCUAUGGGUUCCACUAUCUCCUAAUACAGGUACCAAGCCUUUACUACAUGGGCCUUUGAGAAACAAACUAUAACAAGGUACUUGAGGAAAAGACAAUAUUUGUGUGUCUCAGAUUCCCUUGAACCUAGCAGAGCAUCUGAUCUGUGUGUCACCGAGAAUGUCAAGAGAAUGUUUGUUGAAUGAACCUAAAUUUUAAGUUCUAGACUUAACCAGAUUGAAAAGAAAGUCAGUGGUACAGCACUUGCCUAGCAUGUGUGAGGCACUGGGUUUGAUCCUCAGCACUGCAUAUAAAUAAAUAAAUAAGACAAAUGUACCGUGUCCAUCUACAACUAAAAAAAUAAAAAAAAGAAACUCUGCAGUAUUCAAGUAUUCCUUCCAUAGCUCAUAACUCACAUGUUACUCUUUU
This is a messenger RNA of Sciurus carolinensis (gray squirrel), 4119 nucleotides long. RefSeq names its product mucin 20, cell surface associated (gene Muc20). The transcript has 6 exons. NCBI's taxonomy places the organism in Eukaryota, Metazoa, Chordata, Mammalia, Rodentia, Sciuridae. Gene Ontology annotation, biological process: hepatocyte growth factor receptor signaling pathway. The record is from RefSeq and is a predicted model, not a curated record. Bases 47 to 2935 code for a protein of 962 amino acids.